Messenger RNA from Oncorhynchus mykiss (rainbow trout), 2994 nucleotides. The record is from RefSeq and is a predicted model, not a curated record. Lineage: Eukaryota; Metazoa; Chordata; Actinopteri; Salmoniformes; Salmonidae.
AUGAGUCACUCAGCUACGGAGAAGGAGGGUAGGGAUGACCCAGCCAAGAGGAAAAAGGACAGUGCGAGUCAUAGUAUGCGGAAAGGGAGGAGAAUUUUCUCUCAGUCCUUCACAGCCUCUUAUGCCAUCUACAAUGUGGCUAAAGGGGUUCUGUUGGAGCUUAACCCUCCAGCGGGGGAGAAGGCAUUGAUACAGUAUGCUGCCUGGGGACUGCAGGGGAACCAGCUGGCCUAUGUGUUUGAAGGCGAUAUCUAUUACCAGACAGAAGUGACCAGUAAACCUCUCCGCCUCACAGCUACAGGCAGAGAGGGGCUGGUGGUCAACGGGCUGAGUGACUGGAUUUACGAGGAGGAAGUGCUCUUGACUUUCUCUGCCAACUGGUGGUCGAAGGAUGGAGCUCGCUUGGCAUACCUCACCAUCAACAACUCUGCCACACCGCUAAUGGAGAUACCUCACUUCUUGGGCGGGGUCUAUCCCUCCAAUGUGUUCUUUCCUUACCCCAAGGCUGGCUCCACCAUCCCCACUGUCAGUCUGUUUGUGGUGAAUCUCUAUGGUCCAGCUCACACUCUAGAGAUGAUCCCUCCAGACUCUGUCAGGGCCAGAGACCGCUACAUCUCCAUGGUGACAUGGAUCAGCAGCACUCAGUUGGCGGUACGUUGGUUGAACCGGGCCCAGAACCAAUCAGAGCUCUGUGUGUGUGAGGCCACCACUGGGGCAUGCUCAAAGAAACACACAAUGGUCAUGGACUUAAUGCAAAACCAACGACAGGAGGUGCCCUUGUUUUCAUCUGAUGGCUCUUGGUUUUAUUUGACGUUGCCAGCCAAGCAGGGUGCCCGGGGGGAGUUCCGCCACAUUGCCAGUCUGCCAGCCCAGCCUGCCAUCCCCCCUGUCCCUCCUCGCUUUCUGACGUCCGGGAACUGGGAUGUCACUGUGCUGUGUGCCCUGGAUGAGGACAAUAGGAAAAUCUACUUCCUCAGCACAGAAGAAUCCAGACAGAGCAGACACCUGUACAGUGCGGACUUUGAAGGGAUCUUCAACCGCAAGUGUCUGACCUGCAACCUUCUAGAUGACUGUAGCUUUUUCAAAGCCGUGUUCAGCCCCAAUCAGACAUAUUUCACACUUUAUUGCCUAGGCCCCGGAGUCCCCAAGGUGACAGUACACAACACGAAGGACCCCUCCAGAUACAUAGUUCUGGAGGACAACACACCUCUCUCUGAGACCCUAGCAGGGAAGAGACUCCCAGAGACUGUCUUCAAGACCCUCGCAGCUGACAACCAUGAUCUACACCUGAAGCUGUCUCUGCCCCAGGGUUAUGAAGCCCACCUUCUCCCUCUACUCAUCAUUGUGGACGGAGUUCCAGGCAGUCAGUCAGUGACAGAGGAGUUUACUAUGGGAUGGCCUGAGGUGCUCGCCAGCACACAUGACAUGGCGUUAGCCUGGGUGGAUGGAAGAAGUGGGGUCGGACGGGGGCAGAAGAUCAGCAGUGUGGAUCCCCGCAAGCUCAGCUCCCUCAGAGUCAAAGAUCAACUAGGAGUCGUAGAGUGGUUGAUGCAAUUGCCUUACAUUGAUGAUCAGCGGAUUGCCUUGUAUGGCAAGGCAUUUGGUGCUUAUUUAUCCCUCAAGAUGCUAGCUGCGACUGAUCAGCUGUUUAAAUGUGCAGCCGCUGUGGCUCCCAUAACAGAUUUCAAACUCUACAGUGCUGCCUUCUCAGAGAGGUAUCUAGGUCUCCCAGCAAAGGAGGAGCACACUUACCUGACGGCAUCUGUAUUGGAAGAUGUUCACAAGCUUAAAGACGAGAAUUUCCUCUUACUGCAUGGGACUGCAGACGCACGGGUCCACUUCCAGCACAGUGCAGAGCUCCUGAGCCGCUUGGUGAAGGUGGAGGCCAACUACUCCCUGCAGCUGUACCCAGAUGAGGGCCACAUCCUGAAGGAGCGGCGCAGCAUCCAGCAUUCCCAACGGACCUUGGUGCACUACCUCCAGACCUGCCUGAGACACAACCCCCUCCUGGCCUCCAUAGAGGAGCCAGAUGAGGAUGACUGAGUACUCCUUCCUCUGGCACUGGAGAAACAUACUGAGAAGUGACGACUACUCAGUCAGACUACUACUAAACACUAGUCUCUUCCCACAGCCACUGACUAGACACAAGACCACGGGAGUGUGGACCAAGAAUAUCAGAUCAUAGCCUACUGUUAUCAGUUCACAGCAACUUUGGAAAUAUACAAUUUCUUCCCACCAUUGUUUGUACUGUUUGAAUUGUGUUGUUCCUGAUUGUUUACACUGUGUGGAUCCAUUAUCCAAGAAGUGACCAUGGCCAGGCCAAAUGUUGAUUCUUCUUAAAGUUUACAAAAUCGCCUGAACAUGCAUGUCGUAAUGGCUGCAUGAAGCGGAGUGGUUUACAAUGCAUUCUUCUAUGUUUCGGUAUCCUGCAUAUCUUAACUUUGCUUAAUUUAUUACAGCUAAAAUCAGCCUGCUACUCUGUUAUGUAACACAUAUAUGGUAUGGACUUAGUGUCACUUUUAAUGUGCCAAAUACAUGGUAUGUUUGUUUACAAGUGUAUUCACCAUGCCAAUUCAGAGAUGUAUCCGGACUUAUAGACUGUAUUUUCCAUGCCUCUUGCAUGAUUAUUUUCAACAGUUCCAUGUUGUAUUUGGUAACUUUGGAUGGAUAUAAUAAGAAUGAACAAACCCAACAAAAUAUAAUAUGAAGCACAUUUGUUAGAAGUUUAUUUCAGUAGUUAUGUUUUAGUUUUUUCUUAAAUUAAUUUCCUUUGAUAGUCACGCAUACUUUGUUCAUGUGUACUGCAAAAGUUUAACACCUCACUGAAAAGUAUACAUCUCCCACAGCAACGUGGACUCCCAAUCAAAGUUGUGGAACGUCUAUGGUGCACUGCAUGUAGUCUGUUUGCAAUUGAAUAGCCAACUUUACAUUUUUCCUUUUUUUUGUUUUACUAAAUCCUUUACGAUAAAGAAUCAAUUCCUUGUUUUACAGAAA